Sardina pilchardus (European sardine) is the source of this 1706-nucleotide messenger RNA. RefSeq lists its product as uncharacterized. NCBI's taxonomy places the organism in Eukaryota, Metazoa, Chordata, Actinopteri, Clupeiformes, Clupeidae. The transcript is spliced from 12 exons. The record is from RefSeq and is a predicted model, not a curated record. The coding region runs from base 183 to 1055 and encodes 290 amino acids.
ACAUUAAAUCAAGUCUCUCUGUACUUGUUUCAUUGACUGUUCUGGACAGACUGCAGAAGCCUAACAUAACGGUCAGGCAUGAUGGUUCCAUCGCCAUUGGCUGUGACAUACCCAAGCAUUUUGGGGAGGCCACCAGAUGCCAACUUUACACUGGAGAUGAAAGCGUGCCUUAUAUAGAAGCCAUGACAUUAAAGAGUGCGUCUGGAGAUGUGUCCUGCCAGUUUACUGUGAACAAAGAUGAUUUAUUCAGACGUCUGCCGUCAGUGGGAAGCAGAGGGGUGAGCUGUGAUUAUACAGUGAACACAGAGCCUCCAUCACUCUCUCCACGCAGUGACCCUUACAACUUUAAAGCAGCCACAACAACAGCAGCAACAGCACGUGGUUCAACAACAACACUAACAUCAACAGCAACUUCAACAUUAACAUCAACGACAAAGAUACCAGCAACAGUAAUAUUUCCAUCAUCCUCAGGGCCAGCAGCCACAACAACAGCAGCAACAGCACGUGGAACAACAACAUCAUUUCCAUCAUCCUCAGGGCCGGACCCAGCAGUUUCAACCUCGACUUUGCUCUCCAUUCAAUCUGGAAAGGAUCCCUUCCCAUUUGGUCCAUGGACGCGUGUGGCAGUUGUGGCACUUGUAGUAGGCCUGUUCCUGGUGGUCCUCAAGGCUGCUUGUCUCUGCUCCAAGAGACAUAAACACACAAGAUCACAGAAUACCACCUAUGGGAGAAAUGAUUCGGCCAGAUUUGGUCCAAAUAAUAUCAAACAGCUGGAUAAAGAGGGUGAUAGGUCUCCCCUCGCCAUCUCAGAAACCUCAGGUGCUGAUCUGAAAAUACACGCAGAGGAGGACGUGUCCAAAGCAUGUCAUGUGUACAACACCAUUCCUGACACACUGGAUAUUCCCAGCCGUCAGGACACCACCUACAGCUUAGCAAAAGCGCAGAAGGAUCCAGACACCACCCAGAAGACCAUGACCUACAGCUUAGCACAAGCACAGAAGGAUCCAGACACCACCCAGAAGACCAUGGCUUAUAGCUUUGUGCAGAAGGUCUAACUUAUCUGAAAAAGCCUAAGAAUAAGAUGAAAACCUUAUGACCAAUUAGACAGACAACAUAGAGGCACAUGUGCACAAUGAAUUAGAAUUUGGGUCCUAUGGUAGAAUAUUCAUAUAAUAAGAUAAGGUUCCUUAUUCUAUAUUCUUAUAUUCUAGGGAGUUUUUCCUUGCCCCUGUUGCUCAUGGGCUCUCUUUGAAGGUUUAACACUCUGUAAAGCGCCAUGAGACAUGUGUAAUGUUUUGGCGCUCUAUAAAUAAAAUUGAAUUGAAAUUGAAAUUGAAAAUUGAAAUUAUGAUGUACAACAAAUAUACAAUUUAUAGCUAAUAUAUUGCUAGCAUGUGGUCUUGUUUAUCUGUUCCGUCGCUAGUCAAUACAUAGAAAUGCAUUCCUCUGAAAUGCGGUGAAAUGACACAAACUCUGUACAGGCUGUACAGUGGAAAAUGUGUCUUUAUUUGUUCUUUUUUACAUAUAAAGCAAUGUUCUUAAAAAACAGGCAAGUGCUUACUGGCACAGUAAUAUGAACUACAACAGUUUCCUCCAUGCAUUGUUUUAGUCAGUGUUACUUCUUCUAUAUGAAAACACCUCAGCUGUAAAAAUGAAGAGGUAGAAUGAAAUGGACAGCAGAACAUUUGUCACUCUUUUUUAUAGAU